Penicillium manginii is the source of this 1569-nucleotide messenger RNA. RefSeq lists its product as uncharacterized. The record is from RefSeq and is a predicted model, not a curated record. The transcript has a single exon. The coding region runs from base 1 to 1569 and encodes 522 amino acids. Lineage: Eukaryota; Fungi; Ascomycota; Eurotiomycetes; Eurotiales; Aspergillaceae.
AUGACGACCUUUUCCACCAAUUGCACCCUGCCACCUAAAGACUAUGUGACGUUUGUCAAAUCGCCGAAUACUCGCGGCACUCUGGACAUCGUCUGGAGUUGUUUAUCCGUUCUUUUGAUCUGCACAUGGUCAAUCCUCCACUUAAAUGUCCCAAUCCAAUCGAGCCCUCGAAAUUGGAAACAGAAGUAUACCCGUGCACUAUAUCGAACAUUUUGGAAAUGCUGUUGGAUGAUUGCGAAUCUCUUAUCGCCUGAAUGGGCAUUUGCGAAAGCUCUAUGUGACUACCGCGCAGUAUCAGCGGUGAAAACCGAUUUCGACAACAGUCCAAAGAGGCAGGAUGUUCCCUGGUCACGGUCCCAUAUUUAUUUCGCAAAUAUGGGUGGGUUUGUUGUCAAGUUUGACGAAACAACCGCCGCCGCACCCCUCCAGCACUCGGACUCAGAGGUGCCAGUGGAAAACGAUGAUGCAAAUGACCCCACGGGAAUAUAUUAUUCUCACCUCAAUCAACGCCCACAAAGCCAAUUUGAACUUGAACUUGCUCCGACUCGGAGUCACAGUCCGAGGAAAGAUAGCGCAUCACACCGCGAAGUGCAGGAUAAGUUGAGAUUAUCGUUAUUUCCGAGACUUUCGCGCUGGAUUGGUCCGAUCUGCUGGAAGGAAGAUGAAACAAACUCGAGUUCAAUGGUCCAGGCAUUCCUUGAGUGCUCGCAUAUUGGCGAUGAUAUUUAUGGCCAUUAUUGCUAUAGUGUGGAACAGCUCCAAGCUGACAUCUGGGUGCUUGAUGCUAAGCAACUACACCAAGCAUGGGAGUAUGGCAUAAUCGAGAAGCUUCCUGCAGUCACAGAGGACGACAUAUCCGACAAAAACAAGGGCGACUUUGUUGUUAAGAUACUCGCCGUGGGCCAGAUUGUGUGGUUUGUCAUUCAACUUGGCGAUCGUCUCUAUUCAAAGCUCCCUGUCAGCCUGCUUGAAAUUUUGUCAUUCUCUUUCGCUGUAUGUACAAUUUUCACGUAUGGGCUGCUGCUAGAUAAACCAAAGAACGCUGAAAGCCCAAUUGUCAUAUCCGCUACGCGCUACGCCAGUCCUUGGGAAAUCACGAAAAUUGCAGAGCUUGGCCCAACCUGCAUCUAUAUGACCAGAAGAUCACCAUGGAUUCCAAAUCACAGCUUCCAUGAUUACGACAGGAUCUCGACCGGAAAGAUAGCAGGCUCGCUUGCCGGUGUGCUGUUCGGAGCAAUUCACUGUGUCGCAUGGAAUUUCUCCUUCCCAAGCGAGAUCGAGCGAAUUCUAUGGCACAUAAGUGCUAUCGUGACAGCGAUCGCCUUCCCCUUGGGAGUUGGCUUGAUUUUGUUGCCCUUGUAUUUAGAGGAUAAAUUUGAACUUGAACACGACUGGCCAGAUUGGGUAGGUUGGGCAGAUUGGGCAUUCAAUUACUUGUUAAUCUUAGUGGGCAUUGUCUUCGUUAUAUCACGACUUUUCAUCUGUGUUGAAGUCAUUCGAUCGUUGGCUUUCCUACCACAGGGAGCUUUUCAGGCGACUUGGACCCAGAACAUCCCUCAUAUAGGAUGA